CGUUUGGUGGACACGACGCAGUAGCAGCAUAUUUACACUUGGUAUACGUUAGAUGGAGUCACACGUUUAUAGAAGGGCAGUUUUUGCCUUCCUUCUAGCCACAGUUUACGUCUAUGAGACGUUGGCAAACAGCAUAAAGCGUGAUCCAGCUCUAACUCAAGUACUUGAAGUUCAAUCUAACGCCACCAUAUUGGCUCCAAUUGUGUGCAACGAUGAGAAACCAUUUCCAGAUCCUGCUGACACAACUGGAACCUGGUAUUAUCAGUGCUUUUGGUCUGAGCAGGACUACAUUUGGGGGGUAUUUCAUCUGCAAUGUCCAGAUGGAGGUUAUUUCGAUAAGGACCACCUUAUCUGCCUGGAAAGGCCAACAGUUCCAAUCGUUUGUAAGGAUGAGAACCCAUUUGCAGAUCCUGCCGACACAACUGGAACCUGGUAUUAUCAGUGCUUUUGGUUUGAGGAGGGGUACUAUUGGUGGGUAUCGCAUGAGCAAUGUCCACCUGGGGGUUAUUUCGAUAAGGAGAUGCUUGCCUGUGUGGAAAGGCCAACAGUACCAAUCGUUUGUAAGGAUGAGAACCCAUUUGCAGAUCCUGCUGACCCAACUGGAACCUGGUAUUAUCAGUGUUUUUGGAUUGAGUACUAUUGGUUCGCAAUGCAUGGACAAUGUCCCCCUGGGGGUUAUUUUGACUCGGUACUCUGUGUGUGUAUUGCAACAAUUUGAGGAUGGCAUUUCAAAAAAUUGUAAGAAGCUUAGGACAUAUGUUUAACACCUAUGUAGCAGCCGCCCCUUGCGAAACAUUUACUUAUAAUGAUUUUUUGCUGACAAUUAUUUUUUGAAUAUCUUUCAAUCGUUUACAAAAUUAUGUGUAAUAAAAACAUAAUAUCAUGCAAAAAUAUCUCGCAUGCCAUUUUUUACGGAAAAGAA
Folsomia candida is the source of this 922-nucleotide messenger RNA. RefSeq lists its product as uncharacterized. Gene Ontology annotation, cellular component: extracellular region. Bases 53 to 718 code for a protein of 221 amino acids. The record is from RefSeq and is a predicted model, not a curated record. NCBI's taxonomy places the organism in Eukaryota, Metazoa, Arthropoda, Collembola, Entomobryomorpha, Isotomidae. Gene Ontology annotation, molecular function: chitin binding. The transcript has 8 exons.